AUGACGACGCCGGCGCAGCACCUGCAGCACGCCGCUGCUAUGGCGGCUGCCAACACGGGUAUGUUUGGCGUGUCAUUGCCGUCGAGCUCGUCCGUGCCAUCCGCCGCAGCGACGGCCUCGACGUCAGCGGCGCACGGCAACACCAGCAGCGGUGACGGCGGCGGGCAGUCUGCCCCACCUGCGGUGCCCCUCUCGGGUCCAUCGACCUCGACCUCGCACCCCGUAGGCGGCCCCCCGUCGACCCAUUCCGGCGCCGGUCCGAGGCGAACACCGUUCAAAGCCCAAGCACCAAACAAGGCUUCGGCUUUCAACAACAAGAAGGACAAGGGUGACAAGAAAACGAGAUCGAGGCUCGCUUGUGGGUUCCAGACCGGACCGUGGUCCUCACGCUUGGCCUACCAGGGGCCCUGUGAUGAUGUGCAACAGCAGCGCGCACUCGCACAAGCGCGCGAUCAGACUCGAGCUCACCCUUUUACUCUUGCUUUUUCAGGUCUGGCUUGCAAGAGCACCAAACAAAAAUGCGAUGGACCUUCACGAGGUGAGCGGUGUGCCUUUGGCGCGUGACUCUGCGUCGACCAUGCCUGCCUCGAGUGGACAGCCCGCUUAGCCCCGCCCGCCAAGCGCAUUGGCGCCCGUUCCGAAGCCACUUUCGCUGCAAGUGUCGGCACGGACUCGUCGGAGCAGUCCACCCCUUCGGCUAGCUCGGCCCCUGGCACUAGCCGGUCUCAGUUCAUCCGCAGAGAACGCGAAAUUGACCCGGCGUCUCCUCUCUUGAUUGCGAACCACACAGUGCCGUGUCGUAGGUGCGAACUGUGAGUCACGCCCCUUUCCCAGGUUUGACUCGCCUGUCUCGGCCGGGUUUUCGGUCACCGCGUGCGCCAACUCUCUGAUGCUGGCCUGCAUCUCCUUCGUUGACAGCUAUGGUCUCGAAUGCAAGUUCCCUCCCAGCGCCGGAGUUGUAGCAACAACCAUCGCCUCAGGCUCGGGAGUACUCGAUGGCUCGGCCCCUGUCGCGAUCAAAAAGUUCGACGAGAUCGCCGCGCGACUGCGAAACAUCGAGGCCGCGCUCAACAUCACGUCCACCUACACUGCGGAGGGCUAUUCGCCGAUGAAUGCGACCGAUUCGCGAUCACCCUCCCGGAGAUCUGUCUCUCCAGCGUCGUCCGACGGGCUCGCUACGGCAGAUGAGCUCGACAAGGAAAAGGCCAACCCGAUACAUGAGAUCAACGACAGCAUCGACAUGAUCGUAGGCAAGGUGCAGGCCAGAGCCGGCGACGGCGGUAUCGCCGAUGGUGGAUUGGAUGACUACGGGGCGCCCGACGUGGUCAAGCGGGGCACGUUGACCCAACACGAGUGUCAGGAACUGUUUGACUUCUUCUUCUGCUCGAUCCACCCCUGGGUCAUGAUGCUCUCGCUGGACGAGGACCGCGACGCGAUGGGCGUGCGAUCACGCUCGUCGCUGCUCUUCCAUACAAUCCUUUGCCUCGCCACUUCGUUCUCAUCGCCCUUCCCUUCAGCGCUGCACACAACCUUGGUCAGCUACGUCAACGCCAUCCUCGCACCGCAGAUCCUCAACCCGCAACCGCACGAGUUGACAACCGAUUUUUUGCGAGCAAUGGACCUGUUGAAUCUGUACAAGCCGACGCAGUUUUCGACCCGACGGGCCGAAGGCAAGGACGUCGCCGAAUCGAUGCGGGCCAGCAAAGUCAACGGCCUCGCUUCUUGGAUGCUACAGGGCAUUCUCGCUCGAUCGGCCGAGAGGCUUGAUCUCGCCAGCUCCUUGUCAAGGUUCUCGCGGGCCUACUCCGCAAGCGCGUCAGGGAUAGCGAUCCCCAAGCGGUUGCUGCGAGACUUGCGUCUAUACUACUGGCUCCUGUCAAACGACGUUCACGGGAACGUGCAGUCGGGACGAAGGUGCAACAUGGAAGGAGCGGCCGCGCUGACGACGACUCGCCUGUUUUCGUCGCUUCAACUUCAGCCUUACGAUGUCCGUCUAGCUGCUUCGGUCGAGAUGUUCGAGGUCGCGCGACCGAUCCUGCGCUCCUUUUCGUACGAACGCACCCGUCGGAUCGCCCAAGUCGAUUUGGACCGUUACAACACCGGCAUGGCCGCGUGGGAGGAAUUCUGGCUGCCCAUGCUGCAGCAACAGCUCGCUGUCGACCCUUUGGCAAUGAGUGUGAUGUGCCCCUUUGCGUGGUUCAUCACGCUACAGUUCAACGCGGCGGCUUACGUUUCCUGGAAGGAAAAGCGGUUCUCUUCGACCGACUCGACGGAUGGUGCCUUCCCGGACCUCAAGCAGGAACCGGGAUUGAUGGGUGGGGGUGGGGGUGGGGGUGGGGCAGGCGGACCGAAAGCAAAGCGGGCUCGAAUCGAGCCGAGAGGCUUGACACAAUGCGAGCACGAUGGCUUGGAACGCUGCGUUCGAGCGGCCGAAGGUCUUUUGUUUACGCUGUGCGAGGAAAGCCGGGUCGUUGGAGCUUGGAGGACAGUGCAGUGGGAAGGCGCUGAAAGAGCCGAUGGGUGGAGCAAACUUACAUUGGAUCAGUCGAUCGUUGAGGUGUCGAAGUGGGGAAUGGACGGUAGGUGACCCGUGCGAUCUUCCUUCUCUCCAGGGAUCGUAACUGAUGAAUAGUAUCUUUCUGUAGCCAUCACCUGUGUCGCGUACAUCUUCCCGGCGGUUUUCUUGUGCAAGCUCGUUAACGAGGUAAGUCGUCAGCCAAGAUGCAUUGGCCGCGCGAGUGGACUCGAGCUAAUCGCUGGUUCUAUAUAGGGAAUUCUGACUCCCAACUUGGAGCUUUCUCGCAAUCCUUCUGUCCAAGUUCCAUGGCGAUAUUCUCAGAAAUUGCCGCGACUGCUCGAGCUCGGCGCCUCCUUCCUCGACUCGAUAGCAUUGAAUCCUCAUCACCCCGCGCGCGCUCAAGCUCACGUACUUCGGACGCUACUCGAAUUGGGCAUUAAGGGUGUACCACCCUCCCCUCAGCCUCUGAGGCCCACGGAAAACGGACCCCCCGCCGUGCCAGAGUCGAUGGCACAUUACAAUCUCGGCGCUCAGUCGAUGCCGGGGGCAGAUGGUCGCAUGGCAGGCGCUUACGCGACUUCGCCUCAACAACAUGGUCCACGCUGGCCUACCUCACUUGACUCAUCGAGUGCAGACCGAAGCCAACGCCGUUACCCUCCCGCUGCGAUGCCCGCUUCGGGCAACCAAGUUCUCGAGACGUACGCAGCUCUCGGCCCAGGUCGAUCGGCGGGCUCUUUGGCGAGCUCACCCAGCGGCAAGCAACCCGGUUCAAUCAACGUCGAUAUGGCUUUGACGAAUGUUCUGGAUGGCUUCGAUCCGAUGUGGACCGAGUCGGGGGUUGGGGCUGGGGCAACGACCUCGACGGCAUUGGCGCCGGAUCAACGAGCAGGCCAGGUUCGAACACGGGCACGACACCUCAACCCAUCAUGUACCCGUUCUGA
Molecule: messenger RNA, 3459 nt
Organism: Microbotryum saponariae
Lineage: Eukaryota; Fungi; Basidiomycota; Microbotryomycetes; Microbotryales; Microbotryaceae
Source: the annotation of a GenBank genome assembly